AUGAAAGUGCAGCGCCUCGUCGUCGUCCUCUUCGCCAGCGCUGCAGCGCUCGUCCCGAGCCGCCGCGCGCCGCCGCGGCCGAACAAGCCGACGGCGCUCUACAACGCGAUCAAGGCGCCGUUCGAGAGCCCGCACGCGCAGCAGUACGUCGUCUGCGCGCGGCGCGCCAUCGACGACGGCGCCUUCGACACGGCGCGCAAGACCUACGCCUACUACCACGAGCGCCACUCGCUGCGCCACAAGCGCGACGCGGCGAAGAUGGUGCUCCGCUGGGCGCUGCUCGAGCAGCGCGCGCUGAACGCGACGGGCGCGCGCGCGGUCUUCAAGCUCGGGGCGCGCGUCGUCCACGACGAGCUCCGCAACGGCGACGCCGACCUGCGGCGCGCGGCGGCGACGCUUUUUUGCAGCUGGGGCCUCGCCGAGUACCGCCACCAGCACGAACUGGGGUCCAAGAACGCGCGCGACCGCGCCACGGCGCUCCUGCGCCACGCGACGACGCUCGACGAGAGCAAGGCGCCCGUCCUGAAGUGGCGCAUGUUCUCGGCCACGGAGGAAAAACCACCGACGGAGACGAAGAAGAAGAAGAAGAUGGUGCCGCCGCCGCGGCGCACGCCCAUCAACCAGUUGCCGGCCGAGGGCAGCGCGGACGACCCCUUCGCGCUCAACGUCUGGAAGCGGCGCAUCCUCGAGCGCUUCGCGCGGUUCCACGACGACCUGCUGAGCGCCUGCGAGCGCGACGACGCGGCCGCGGUGGAGGCCGCGUGCAAGGUCCUCGAGACGCGGAACGGCAAGCGCUGCCCGGGGCGGUCCAAGGACCUCGUCGGCGCCUGGACGCUGCGCUGGGCCGCGGGCGCGCGGGCGGCGCGCGAGCCGCUCGUCGUGCGCGGGCCCGGCGGCGUCGACGCCGUGCCCGACGGGCCGGGCAGCCCCAAGGACCCGUUCCUGGACGUCGGCGCGGCCUACGAGUGCGAGGGCCUCGCCGCGGGGCUGACGCCGCGGUCGGACCGGGCGCUCGCGCUGGACGGGGCGCGCGGCGCGCCGGCGGCCUUCGACUGCACGUACCUCGACGAGCGCGUCUGGAUCGGCCGCGACGACCGCGGCGCGGCCGUCGUCUUCGCGCGCGAGCCGUGA
Messenger RNA from Pelagomonas calceolata, 1131 nucleotides. Lineage: Eukaryota; Pelagophyceae; Pelagomonadales; Pelagomonadaceae. The record is from the annotation of a GenBank genome assembly.